CACUAUAUUUGUUUGGCCUAAACUGCACCAUGUAUUUUCCCGGAGAUGCGCGUUUUCACAAUCACUGCAAUUACUGACAAAUGGAUUUAUCAUUGUGUGUUCUAAUAAUGAAGUGCAUGGUUUUAACUAGGCCAGUUUUUAUAACAAGACAGAAGCCAACCCUCGUUCUGAUAUAUACACAACUAUGUAAGUUGUCACUUUCUUCAAAGGAGUCAUGCCAAAAUCUAAGCUGAAAAGUAAUACUAAUAUAGAGCAAGAUCAAGAUGACGAAUCCAGUGCUGUUAAAAGGGCAAGGGUAGAGGGGACGGACACGCUACAAAUGGGAGUGCCAACAGGUACUCAAUCAUAUGGAAAUGAAGCCUCAGACAUCAAAAGCCAAACAAGUCGGCUCUUCCAUGAAGAACUUGCCAUUGGCAGCUGUGUACGUCCAAUUAAUACCAAAUAUUGUGGAACUGUUGGUCCAUUUCUGAAGAUAAAAGAAACAGGCGAGUUGUGUUUCUUGACUGUCCGGCACAUUUUUGGACCCUUCCGAUCACCAAAAAUAUUCUUUGGGACGAAAGUUUUUCAAAUAAUUUCAUUGAAAGAGGAGAAGAAAGAAUGGGAAUGUGGAUGUGUGGUAGCGGCAGAAUACAGUGAAAGUCUAGAUGUUGCUCUUGUAAAAGUUUCUGAAACCUGUGUCUCCCCUAGGAUCAAAUUUGUGCACGUUACUGAUGAACAUCUCAGAGAUUCCGGGUUAUAUUCGGCAAACUUUCCGCCAUAUAAUAAUACUCAUACAACAGUUGAUGCAAGGAAGCUAACUCCGAACGAGAUAGAAACACACCAAUUGAUUAAAUUUAGCAAAGUUACAGGAUUAACAGUUGGAAAGUUUCAUUUGUGUGAUGGACGAGUGAAAACUGAUACAUACACAGUUCGGAGGGAUGAGCCAAACUAUACACUGACUGAAAUUUUGACAUACAAAAAUCAGUUUCGAGUUAUUUCCGUUGGAAAUGGAACCUUUGCUAAAGACACUGACGUCGGAGCAGCGGUUUAUCUAGUUGGUGAGACAAAAUGCUUACGCUGUGUUGGCAUUGUAUCUAGAAUCAUGGAAGACAAAAGAGAAGUUCUUGUGACUCCCAUAGACGAUAUAUUAACGGGGCUACAACAACAGUUAGGACAGACACUGGAAGUUGUAACGAGUCAUUCGAACAACCAAAAGAUCUCUAGUGAUAAUGAAGACCAUUUCCUGUAUUCUCGUGCUUUGAGUGAAGGUCAGGAGCAUGACAGACACUUACGUGUAAAUAUUAUUGGGUUUUAUGCGCAGGGUAAAACCACUCUGACGCGAAGACUGCUGAAUGAACCGGUAAAAGAAGUUGAAAGCACUGAUGGGAUAGACGUUCAUAUACGGCGAUGUAAGAUAAAAGAAAAGAAUUGGGAGAGAUUUGAUACAAAGCAAGAGUUUGACGAACUCUCAUGUCGUCUUGUUUCUAUAGCAAAGUCCGUUGCAGAGAAUUCAGACAGUAUACAAGAUACUGAAGAUAAUGAAGAAUUAGAUUUAACAACGGGAUUUAAAGAGCAAGUCUUGAUAGAAGAUGGCGAAAGAAGACUUCGAACAACGACUAGUUACAACAGAAAAACUGUACAAACAGACGCACCAGCUGAGCCCAGUACAUCUGUGAAAUGUGUUCCGCUUUUCAGACAUUUUUCAGAUGAUUUAUCUGAAAAUAAAACAAUAUCAGACAAUGAGCUUAUUGCAACUAUUUGGGACUUUGGGGGACAAUUUGUGUAUUAUGCUACUCAUCAGAUAUUUCACUCAAGAGACGCUGUGUACCUUUUGGUUUUUGACUUAAGGAAAGGGCUUGACAAUGUAUUAGAAGACUACGAUUUCCCGGAUAGACAAGAAAAGAUGAAAACAAGCUUGAUGUUUUGGGUGAACUCCAUUAAUGCAUUUGUUGGGUCGGAUGAUGGAACCAAGCCUAAAAUCAUUCUAGUUGGAACACACAAAGACAAGUUUACAGGGGAUAUUGAGGCAAAGUUCAAAGAAGUGAAGGAAUUAUUUGCAGGGACAGAUGUCAGAAACCACAUUUUUGACCAUACAUUUGCCGUCGCUAAUACGGAUAUGUCCGAUGACGUGAUCGAUGAACUCCGUGAAACGAUCUAUCAGAUUGGGGUGGAAACUGCAUCUUGUAGAUUGAUACCUGCAAAGUGGAUACCGCUAGAACUAUCUUUGCUUGAGGUGAGACACAAAAAUAUCAUAACGUUUAAUGAAGUGAUAGAGAUGGAUGCAGAGAAUGAUCAUCCUAUCAGAGACGAAAACCAGAUAAAGGAAUUUCUUAAAUACCAUCACGAAAAAGGCACACUCGUAUUCUUUGACGAAGAAGAAUUGAACAAGCACGUGAUCUUAAACCCCCAGUUUCUAAUAGAUGCAUUUAGAUGCAUCAUUACAUCAAAAACCAUUUGUGACGGAAGCUCAAAACUCUUUCUGCUUUGGAAAAAGAUGACAAACAUGGCGGUUUUAGAAAACGAAAUUCUAGAUGCGGUCUGGAGCAAAGAAAGAAACAUUGACUUCUUUAGGUGUUCAAGCAUUUUGUUGAACUUCUUGAAAAGGCACAGAAUUCUAGCAGAACUUCAAACGGAUGACAGCUCGGACAAAUUAGUCGGUAUGGGUAAAUAUAUGAUACCAAGUUUUCUCAAAAGCAAUUGUAGCAACGAAACUUCCGACGAAUUUCUUUGCAAGAAAACCUAUUCCAGUGUUUUACUGGGAAUUUGCCUUGAAAACAUCACAGUGCUGGCUACUGUUUACGAGCGGAUUACUGCGGCUGCCCUUGGACGAUGGCCACCGAUCAAAUUUGAAGAUCAGUACCUAGUUUUUCAAAACGUUGGUUACUACAGACUUGACCGGCAACACGCAGGAAGAAUCACACAGAAGGAGGGUAAAGGUAUAGAAUUAAUGGUCAUCGUCUUGUGCCCGUCUGGAGAGGACAUAAACGUUGUGUCCGAUCGUUUCCGUAGAUACGUUGAGAUGGUGAUAUCGCAAGAGUUUAAGAAACUUCACAACAAUACCAGAGAGAAAGUGUACAGUCAUUACAUAAAAUGCAAUCAUGCAGAUCAUUGUGGCAGAGGGAGUAAGGAAUCCCAUAGUCUGGAUAAUAUUAAGAAAGAAAUCAAAGUGUGUUGUCCUGAUUACAGGGAUCACCCUAUCGAUGUCCGGAGAACAAUUGAAGAAUGGUUUCAAGAAAAGAAAAUACCUGAUGAACAGGCAAGUUCAGUUCGACCUGUAACAGAAAUGGACUUGAACAAGAUUGCACAAGCCAUUGGCACAAAUUGGGAACUUUUGGGCAUUGCGCUGGGUUUAAGCGCUGAUAAAGUAGAUCGCAUCAAACAAAGAAGUCGUGACUGUGGCAUAGCAACAAUAAUAUUUUAUAUGUUGAAGGAGUGGAAAAAUCAGAAUCAACACAAUGCAGACAUGAACGUCCUCAUACAAACGAUGAAAGACACAGAUGUAUUAUCCGUAAACUGGGAUAAAAUCAGGAACUUUCUUGAUAAUUUUUGAUCCCGAACUUGUUUGGAGUUUACCCGGGCCGUUUAUGCUCUCAGUCUGUUACUUAGUAUAAAAGUGCAUGCCAGUAUAUAACAUCAUUGUCGGUAAGACUGAUUUUUGUCGGAUAAUAUUGUAGGAUAUCUGAUAUAUGGACCAUUCGCAUAUCACGCCAACAGAGGGACUACAGCGGUAACCCGACAGUAUCAGUGUAUUUGAGUUAUUCCUAAACUCCGGAAAGUCUUUACAACUGAGGUAAUUGAACUGUCAUACAGGUUAAUGUAGCAGAGAGGGUUAGAGUCAUGUUAUGCCUCAAAUAUCAGGGAGGUUUUGAAUAAUUAAACAUUUUGUGAGAAAGAUAUAUCAAUAAAAGUAACACGUU
Mercenaria mercenaria is the source of this 3896-nucleotide messenger RNA. RefSeq lists its product as uncharacterized. The record is from RefSeq and is a predicted model, not a curated record. The coding region runs from base 215 to 3529 and encodes 1104 amino acids. The transcript is spliced from 5 exons. Lineage: Eukaryota; Metazoa; Mollusca; Bivalvia; Venerida; Veneridae. Gene Ontology annotation, biological process: signal transduction. Gene Ontology annotation, molecular function: protein binding.